GUCACUCUGCGACAAUCGUCAUUCCAUUAAUUUCGGCAUAAUUUUCCAGUCCUAGUAUAAAAAGAAGUAACAGUCUUGAAGAUUCAGCGUUCUUUUGACUACGAUGGAGUUUCCACCUUGCCCUCCCUCGUUAAAGUCAAUACAGCACUUCCUGAAGUUGGCCCAGGAACACGACACACGGGAUGUAGUCAUAGCCUAUUGGGCUAGACUCUAUGCCCUCCAGGUGGGCCUCAAGGCCUCCACCCAAACGGGAGAGGAAACUAAGUUACUACUCGGCAUUAUGGACUGGCUAGAACAGAUGAAAAAACAGUAUGCCGAUAAUGAGGCCGUGACUAAUGAGGUGGCUGCCCAGGCUCAUAUUGAAAACUACGCGCUGAAAUUAUUCUUGUAUGCCGAUAAACAGGAUCGCGAGGAGAACUUUGGCAAAAAUGUCGUUAAGGCCUUCUACUCCAGUGGGGUGCUCUACGAUAUACUUCAAACCUUCGGGGAGUUGAGCGAGGAGGCGCUGCACAACAGAAAGUAUGCCAAGUGGAAAGCAGCCUACAUUCACAAUUGUCUGAAAAAUGGUGAGACACCCAUUCCCGGUCCCUUGCCUGAUGACGAUGACGAGGCUGAGCUCGAGGGGGCGAAUGCUAACGCCUCGGCAGACACUUCGCCCGAGGAUGUUGCGGGAGCAGGUGCUCCUGUACCUUACCAACCACCAGAGCCAGAACCACAGCCGCCUGCUCCCUCUUCGCCGACGGCUUCAAGCGUUGUACCUCCCACUGCCGAGGAGGUGUUGAACAAUCCGAACAAAUUGCCCAGUCCGCCAGUGGAUGAGGAAAAGCCAGGUGGUUUUGUGCCCUACGUGCCGACUGCUCAGCCCAAUCCGGCCACGGCGGCCACCAUUUAUCAACCCAUUGUACCCGUAGCCGGAGUCCAGAUCACUCCUGACCAAAUGAUAACCGCUCAGAAGUAUUGCAAGUACGCCGGAAGUGCCCUCAACUAUGACGAUGUGAAGACCGCUAUCGAGAACCUGCAGAAGGCCCUUAAACUUCUGAGCACAGGAUCCGAGUAGGACUUACAUAUAUGUAUUUAGGAGUUAUUUCCUAGCCACAGUUAUAGCUUAGAGCACCACUAUACCAAUUAAUCUCCCGCUUAACACGCGUUGCGAAACGAAGUAAAAGGAAAUUCAGAUUGACUGACGUUGGAUAAUUAAUUUUAUAUGUGUAUGAGUUGUUCAAAUUUAUUAAAAUUGUUUCUAAAAGUCGUA
Molecule: messenger RNA, 1252 nt
Organism: Drosophila eugracilis
Lineage: Eukaryota; Metazoa; Arthropoda; Insecta; Diptera; Drosophilidae
Gene: Vta1
Product: vacuolar protein sorting-associated protein VTA1 homolog
Exons: 4
Coding region: 104-1057 (317 amino acids)
Biological process (GO): late endosome to vacuole transport via multivesicular body sorting pathway
Cellular component (GO): multivesicular body
Source: RefSeq, a predicted model, not a curated record